CCGUAUAACGAACGAGGCAGCAUUUUAAACUUGUACCAGACACUGUUGUCAAAAGACUGGACGCCGCAGCAGCACAGUCAGGUUUGGCGUCUGAAUCUAGUCCUCAUCGGAUCUUUUAAAAUAUUUAAAUUCGUUCUUUACAUGAUAUAUGUGUUGUUAAAGUAAAUGUUCGAGUGUUUUUUUUUGUAUUUCCAUCUGAGUGUCGGUUUCAGGCGCAUACGGGAGUAGCCUCGUUUCCAUUACCAUACAUUAGCGUCGUUUAAAAUAUAAUUCGUAACUGAAGAGCUUUUUUCGAAGUUUUAAAGUUUUUAUUAACUCGCCGAAGAAUACUCGACACCAAAAAUGAGUGCUGCGAUCCCGAAGCCGGCGAAUCCGUCGGCCCACGUCGACCCAAAGUCGGCUCCUCUCAAAGAAAUCCCAGAUAUUCUGGUGGACUCGCGCACCAUGAGGAGAUACACGAGGGGACGAUUCCUGGGAAAGGGUGGUUUCGCCAAGUGCUAUGAAAUCACAGACAUGGAAUCGAAACGGGUUUUCGCCGGAAAAAUCGUGCCUAAGUCCCUCAUCAUGAAGCAGCACCAGAGGGAGAAGAUGACCUCGGAAAUCGCCAUUCACAAAAGCCUGAACCACCCGAACGUCGUGGGUUUCCAUGGCUUUUUCGAAGACGAUGACUUCGUUUUCGUCGUCCUCGAAAUAUGCAGGAGAAGGUCUUUGUUGGAGCUGCACAAACGUCGUAAGGCUGUGACUGAACCGGAGGCUCGGUACUACAUGAUGCAGAUGCUCAGAGGAGUCCAGUACCUGCACAACAACAAGGUCAUCCACCGAGACCUGAAACUGGGCAACAUCUUCCUCAACGAAGACAUGGAUGCCAAGAUCGGUGACUUUGGCCUGGCCACCAAGAUCGAGUUUGACGGCGAGAGGAAGAAGACUCUGUGUGGAACUCCGAACUACAUCGCUCCAGAAGUGCUGUGUAAGAAAGGCCACAGCUACGAAGUGGACGUGUGGUCGCUGGGAUGUAUACUAUACACCUUGUUGGUGGGCAAGCCUCCAUUUGAGACUUCCUGUCUGAAGGAGACCUACACCCGCAUCAAGAAGAACAACUACACCAUCCCAUGGCACAUCAACCCACUUGCCUCCACUCUAAUCAAACGGAUGCUGCACGCCGACCCGGGCCAGCGGCCUACGAUCGCUGAGGUGAUAGCCGACGAGUUCUUCACCUCAGGCUACAUCCCUCUGCGUCUGCCCACCACCUGCCUCACUGUUCCACCCAGGUUUUCCAUCGCUCCGUCUACAGCUGGCGAUCUGAGCCAGAGGCGUCCACUGACAGCCAUUAACAACAAAGGUGUGGACAAAGUAGAAUCUAAGGACGAGCUUCAGCAAAGAGACGCAGAGCCUUCAGAAUGCCACCUGAAAGACAUGCUGCAGCAGCUCAACGGUAUCCUGGCGGCCAAACCCUCAGAGAAGGCUGUGAACUGACAGGAAGAGGCAGAAGAUCCCGCCUGUAUCCCCAUCUUCUGGAUCAGUAAAUGGGUGGACUACUCUGACAAGUACGGACUGGGCUACCAGCUGUGUGACAACAGUGUGGGUGUGCUGUUCAAUGACUACACCCGUCUGAUCAUGUACACUGACGGAGACAGUCUGCAGUACAUUGACAAAACUGCGGCGGAGUCCUACCUCAGCGUGCGCAACUACCCUGCGACCCUGAACAAAAAGAUAACUUUGCUGAAGUAUUUCCGUAACUACAUGAGCGAGCACUUGCUGAAGGCCGGAGCGAACGUGGCACGGCGGGAAGGAGACGAGUUGGCCAGACUGCCUUAUCUGCACCUGUGGUUCAGGACCAAGAGCGCCAUCGUGCUGCACCUCACCAACGGCACCGUUCAGAUUAACUUUUUCCAGGACCACACCAAGCUGAUCCUGUGUCCCCUGAUGGGGGCCGUGACCUACAUCGACGAGAAGAAGGUCUUCCGCACCUACAAGCUGUCUCUGCUGGAGGAGUUUGGCUGCAGUAAGGAGUUGGCUAGCCGCAUGCGCUACGCCAAACUGAUGGUGGAGAAACUGUUGGACAGCAAAUCCUCGGCCACCGUGCAGUAGUCAAACCCCCCACCUCCAUCUCCACCUUCACCUCUUGUAUCAUUUCUGUCUUUAAUCACUGGCUCCUGCUCUGUCUCCUGGUGAAAAGAUCAUCUCGACUCGUCUUUUAUUACUGUGGCAGUGGGAGGCUGUGACUUGACUCUUGGUCGUCUGUUGUAUUUUAGUCCGGUGAUCGUCAUCCUCUUCUUAACUCCUCAGCUGCAGCGCCUCCUUCUGGGUCACUGCUGCAGGUGCUGCAGACGUUGACUCUUUCUGGACAUCCGGUGUUGUGUUCAGGUGUCGUGGGUGAAAUGAGCACAGAAGACUGUUGUUUUAUCUGGGCUGUACAUAGAGAAACGGACCACGUCACGUCUUCAUCAUGUACACGUCUCCUUUUAAGAUGUCCUCUUUUAAAUGUUUCUGUCAGAUCCCUGUCCCAAACUUGUACAUACUCCAUAAUACGUGUACCUGUUGUAAAGAUGAUAACUUUCUACCAAAUUUAAAUAAAGACUUUGGAAGAUGACAAUA
Molecule: messenger RNA, 2595 nt
Organism: Cynoglossus semilaevis (tongue sole)
Lineage: Eukaryota; Metazoa; Chordata; Actinopteri; Pleuronectiformes; Cynoglossidae
Gene: plk1
Product: polo-like kinase 1 (Drosophila)
Exons: 11
Biological process (GO): protein phosphorylation; mitotic spindle organization
Cellular component (GO): cytoplasm; spindle pole; kinetochore
Molecular function (GO): protein binding; protein serine/threonine kinase activity; ATP binding
Source: RefSeq, a predicted model, not a curated record